Molecule: messenger RNA, 3237 nt
Organism: Chanos chanos (milkfish)
Lineage: Eukaryota; Metazoa; Chordata; Actinopteri; Gonorynchiformes; Chanidae
Gene: phf20a
Product: PHD finger protein 20, a
Exons: 17
Coding region: 1-3237 (1078 amino acids)
Biological process (GO): regulation of transcription by RNA polymerase II
Cellular component (GO): NSL complex; MLL1 complex
Source: RefSeq, a predicted model, not a curated record
AUGAGUAAAACACCCCCUAAUAGAAGAGGGAUCACCUUUGAGGUGGGAGCACAGCUUGAAGCUCGAGACAGUCUGAAAAACUGGUAUGCUGCUAAUAUUGAGAAGAUAGACUAUGACGAUGAAAAAGUUUUAAUUCACUACCGCCAGUGGAGCCAUCGCUAUGAUGAAUGGUUUGACUGGGCCAGCCCAUACCUUAGACCUGUGGAGAGGAUUCAGCUUAGGAGAGAAGGACUACAGGAGGACAGUCAUAUCCCAGGGUUUCAUGUGAAUGACAAGGUUCUUGCCAGCUGGUCUGACUGUCGUUUCUAUCCUGCAAAAGUCUUGGCUGUCCAUAAAGAUGCCUCGUAUACUGUGAAGUUUUAUGACGGAGUCAUACAGACUGUAAAAGGAAUCCAUGUCAAACCCUUUAUCAGAGAGAGACAAAGACAGAAAUCUCAAUCAUCAGACAAAACUACAGAGAGGCAUUCGGCCAGAGGAAUCCAGAGGGUGAGAGACAGGAGAGCGCAGGAGAACGGUGGCUGCAAAAGCAAACGAGUCUCACGCAACACUUCAGACGAAGAGUUCUGUACCGAUACCGAGGAAGAGGAUGACGAAGAGGACGCUGACUCUGACGAGUGGGAUGUAGAACAUGCGAAUGAGGAAAGCCACGCUAAGAUGGACGUCCAUUCGGAGGGAGCAGAAGAUGAUGGAAAAAAGAAAACAAUAGAAGGAAGAAAAGCACAGAAGAGAAAGCAUGAGGAGCAGAGUGUUUGCAUCAAAACGGAAAGUGAAAGGGCGGACGAAGGAGAAAUAAACAAGGAAACAGCAGAAAAGCACAGCUGCGAUAGAUCUUUUUGCACAGAGAAUCGUGAGUUAGCGGUAGAGGAUGGGUUUAAACGGGCUGAAGUCAUGCAACACAGCGCGAGUAUGAAUGAGGAUGAGCGGGAAAAGCUCAGUGAGGUGAAAAAAGAGACCGAGGCCACUCAUUUGGAAGGACAUGUGCAAUCAAAAGAAGAAGAAGGAGAAGAGGAGGAGGAGGUGGACAGUCAGGGGCUUCCUCAGACCAAGAGGGCGCGAGAAGAUAAACAUUCACCUGAUGAGUCCAAGCCUUCCACCGAACUGGCCAACCACACAGUCACUGAGGUUGUUCCAGAGUCUGUGCCCACACCCUCAGAACAGGCUGCUGGUGAUCACAAGACUGAAGACAAAUCAGAUGAUUCUAAAGCUGUUGGAGAGACAAACCCAGCUCCCCCAGUAAAGUCUGUGAGAAAACAGGGUUUCCACAACCCUAAUCGCUUCAGCAGGGAGCCAUUGUACAGAGUCAUCAAAAACCAGCCACCCCCUGUUCUCUCCAUCAACUUGGACCAUAACCCAUUCAAGUGCAGCGCUCCUGGGUGUCCUAAGUCUUUUCGCAAAGCAAAACUCCUGCACUACCACAUGAAAUAUUACCAUGGAGACGACCGACCAAUAGAUGAGGAUCUCAGCCCCACCAGAAGAGUUCAAACUCGGACGACAGACAAACAGGCUACCGUCAGCAACAGAGAGAGUCCCAAGAGGAGACGCACUAUAUCAGCCUCAAUGUACUCCACCUUACACAGUCCCAUCCAAACUCCCACCUCUCCCAGGGUGGACGGAAAGGCCAGUAUUCAGCUGACCGAAAAGAGGCGCACGUCGGCACCACCUAUAGUUAACGUGCAGAAUUUCCAGCAGCGGCCCUCGUUGAAGGAGAGGAGCAAGGAGAACCAGCUGGACAGAAACGGCCGAAGAACAAUAGACCGAGAGAAAGAGAAGAGCGCUGCUGAUAUGGGUGAGCGAGACAGGCUGAAAGACAAGAGAACAAAGGACUUUCUCCACAUUAAACUGAAGAAAAUGAAAAAGAAGAAGAAGUCCAAGUCAGAGUACACAGGUAGUGAGGAGAAUAUUGGCAUCUCAAUAUUGGCGUCUCAGCCCAAAUUGAAUUUGCACCUCAAAUUGCCCCUUUCACACAAACACACGCCUGAGGCGUACCACUGCAGACCCGGACACAGACAGUCAGAGCAGAGAUGUGUUGAUGACGAGGAUAGUUUAUCUGAUUGGUCCAGUGACAGUUGUGGGUGGAGCGAGGACGAAUCAGGAACUGACCUAGACACAACUCAGCCCCUGGGCUACAGCGCUCGACGAGGACAGGAGAUUAUACGCUGUGUAUGUGAAGUAGAGGAGGAGAACGACUUCAUGAUACAGUGCGAGGAGUGUCUGUGCUGGCAGCAUGGUACUUGUAUGGGCCUCCUGGAGGACAGCAUCCCAGACAGAUACACCUGCUACAUCUGCAGAGAUCCACCAGGUCAGAGGCAGAGCCUGCGGUACUGGUACGAUCGAGACUGGUUGAGUAGCGGGCAUAUGUAUGGUCUGUCUUUCCUGGAGGAGAAUUACUCCCAUCAGAAUGCCAAGAAGAUCACAGCCACUCACCAGCUACUGGGCGAUGUCCACCGUGUGGUGGAGGUGCUCAAUGGCCUACAGCUCAAGAUGAACGUCCUUCAGACCCAGACCCACCCGGACCUGAAGUUAUGGUGCCAGCCGUGGAAAAGGCUGGAGAAGCCUGUGAAAAAAUCUAGUUCUGGAACAGAACUGGUACGCUCUCCAGCAUCCAUAGAUGAGGGCCACAACAGGCAGGAUAGCCCCGUAGGCCUCAACCACAGUACGGAAGACCGACUCAGCCGAGCCCCUUCAUCCUCUUCAUCAUUCCAUGAGUCGUACAUCAGCAGUGAGCAUUGUUACCAGAAGCCCCGGGCUUACUACCCUGCUCUGGAGCAGCGGCUAGUGGUGGAGACAAGGCGUAGCUCGGAGUUGGAGGACAACCUACGGAGCACCGAGGACCUGCUGGAGUACGAGCAACGUUGUGGGGGACAGCUCCAUCCCGAUUCAGCCAAGAUUCCCUCCUCUCACCACGGUCGUGGAAGCAGGUCAGAAUGGGCGACACUGGGUAAACUGGGGGAGGUGGUGUCUGCGGGUGGCAAUAAGGAGGCCAGGGACACAGCUCAGCAGCAGCAGCAGUGGCAAAUCAACCUGCUGGACCACAUUGAAGCUGUUCAGGAGGAGGUCACACACAGGAUGGAUUUCAUCGAGAAAGAGCUGGAUGUGCUUGAGAGCUGGCUGGACUACACAGGUGAGCUGGAACCUCCAGAGCCCUUAGCCCGCCUGCCUCAGCUCAAACUGCGCAUCAAACAGCUGCUGACAGAACUGGGCAAGGUGCAACAGAUUGCCCUCUCAUGUUCCACAUGA